AGCCCUGACAGACUCUGGCAAGAUCAGAUACUGUCCGCUCCACUAACACAGCAACAAACCACAGCAGCCACCUUCCCAUAGCCAGUCUUCCCCUGUCUAUCCGCAUCAUUUCCACUCCAUCAAGCCCCCUAAACAACAAACCUCCACCAAACCACCCCCAAACCCCCAAAAUGGUCGCCAUCAAGUCCCUCUUCGCCACCGCCGUCCUCCUGGUCACCUCCGUGACCGCGGACUACACCUGCCCCCAGGUCCAGUCCCAGCGGUUCGGCCUGAACCCGCGGCACGUCUACACGUCCGGCCAGGCCACCAAGGUCUUCACGAGCGAGGCCCUGCCCGUCUGGAAGGGCAAGCCGAGCACCUUCGUGCCGCCCGCGACGGGCGACCCGCACUCGUACGGCAACAGCGACAACAUCAACUUUGGGCCCGCGGGGUGCAACAAGAACCUGUUCGCGUACCCGAUCGACCCGGCGGGCCUGCCCGCCAACGCGCCCAACCGGGGGUCGGACCGCGUCGUCUUCAGCGUCAACUGGAACCGCAAAGCCAAGAAGUGGGACCUCAAGAUGUGCGGCGUCAUGCGGCACGCCCCCAACGGGAGGGACUUUGUUAACUGCCCUUAGGAGCUUUUGGUAUUUUUUUUU
This is a messenger RNA of Gaeumannomyces tritici R3-111a-1, 638 nucleotides long. RefSeq lists its product as hypothetical. The transcript has a single exon. Lineage: Eukaryota; Fungi; Ascomycota; Sordariomycetes; Magnaporthales; Magnaporthaceae. The record is from RefSeq and is a predicted model, not a curated record. The coding region runs from base 171 to 617 and encodes 148 amino acids. Gene Ontology annotation, molecular function: RNA binding; RNA nuclease activity.